UUCUUCCGCACGUGCCAACCAUUCUACAUAGCCUUAUAAACCCAUCUCGCACGUGACACCAAAACAUCCUCUGUCUCUCUCUCCGAAUGUCUAUUACAGUAUCACCUGACCUCCCCCUUUUUCUCCUCUCGAACCCGUCCUCCGAUCCGCCGAUUUGUUGGUUUCCCGGCAACGCUUUCCGGAAUCGGCGGCGUUAGUCUUUUCUCAUCUGAUCGAUAAGGUUCGCAACGGAGAUGGAGUCCAUCUUGGCCCGAGCUCUAGAAUACACGCUCAAGUAUUGGCUGAAAUCGUUCAGCAGAGAUCAGUUCAAAUUGCAGGGGCGCACCGCACAGCUGUCUAAUUUAGAUAUAAACGGAGAUGCGUUGCAUGCUAGUGUGGGAUUACCGCCGGCGCUGAAUGUGACCACAGCCAAAGUUGGCAAAUUGGAGAUUAUUCUUCCUUCGGUGAGCAAUGUACAAGUAGAACCAAUUGUGGUGCAAAUCGAUAGGCUUGACCUUGUGUUGGAGGAAAAUGAUGAUGUAGAUGCAUCUAACAACUCAAGCAGUACUCCUUCCUCAGUAAGUACGGGCAAGGGUAGCGGGUAUGGAUUUGCAGACAAGCAAUUUCUAGAAUUCGACAACUAUGAGCUGUAUAAUAAUAUAUACGACCAUGAUUUUAUCUGUAUCUAUCAGAUUGCAGAUGGAAUGACAUUACAAGUUCAGACUGUGAAUCUCUUACUUGAAACUCAUGGCGGAGCUCGACAAAGAGGAGAAUCAAGUUGGGCAUCACCUAUGGCUUCCAUCACUAUUCGUAAUCUUCUUCUCUAUACAACAAAUGAAAGCUGGGAGGUAGUGAAUCUUAAGGAAGCCAGGGAUUUUUCAAGUGACAAGAACUUCAUCUAUGUCUUCAAAAAACUUGAGUGGGAACAUUUGUCUAUUGACCUUCUGCCUCAUCCAGAUAUGUUCUCGGAUGUAAACUUUUCCAAGUUUGAGGAAGGGGGUAAUAGAAAAGAUGAAGAUGGUGCAAAACGAGCUUUCUUUGGAGGGGAGCGGUUCAUUGAGGGGAUCUCAGGAGACGCCUAUCGUUCUGCAGAAGCAGCUGGUCGUUCAUUAGUCUCUAUAAUUGUGGAUCACAUAUUUCUGUGCAUAAAGGAUGCUGAAUUCCAGCUAGAGCUUUUGAUGCAGUCACUAUUCUUCUCUCGGGUACCAACACUUGUUUUCUUGAUCCAGGCAAGUGUAUCUGAUGGAGAAAAUGCCAAGUACUUGACUCGAGUUACUAUAGGGGGGUUGUUUUUGAGGGAUCCAUUUUCACGUCCUCCAUGCACCUUAAUACAACCUUCAAUGCAGGAUGCUUCCGACGAUAUAAUACAUAUCCCAGAGUUUGCUCAGAACUUUCUUUCUCCUAUAUAUCCCCUAGAGUACCAGCAUUGGAAAUUAAAUUGUAGUGUGCCUCUGAUCUCUCUUCACUGUCUCCAGCUUCGACCCUCCCCAAAUCCACCAACUUUUGCUUCCAGGACUGUUGUUGACUGCCAGCCACUCAUGAUUCAUCUUCAGGAAGAAUCCUGUUUCAGGAUAGCAUCAUUUUUGGCUGAUGGAAUUGUAGUUAAUCCCAAUUGUGUACUGCCAGACUUCUCGAUAAAUUCCUUUCUCUUAAACCUUAAAGGUUUAGAUGUUGCCAUUCCACUUCAGAUGGAGAAUCGCACGCAGCUGUCCAAAAGUCGUAGUACAGCACUCCAAGAUUUUUUUUCUGGGGCAAGGCUCCAUAUUCAAGAUUUCAUGUUUUGCGAGGAACCCUCUCUGAAAUUAGGUUUACUCAACCUUGAUAAGGACCCUGUGUGCUUUUGUCUCUGGGAAAACCAACCGGUUGAUGCCAGCCAGAAGAAACUAACUGCGGAAGCUUCUUUGAUUAGUCUGUCGCUGCAGACACAGUCGAGGUCUCAAGUGGAUUCAGGUCUAUGGAAAUGCGUAGAGAUGAAAGGGAUGUGUUUUGAAGUGGCGAUGGUUACUGCAGACGGUAGUCCUCUAAUGAAUGUCCCACCUCCAGGUGGGGUUGUCCGGGUCGGACUUUCUUCUCAGCAAUAUAUAUCCAACACAUCAGUUGAGCAAUUAUUCUUUGUUCUGGAUCUAUAUGCAUAUUUUGGUGCAAUUAGUGAGAGGCUAGCUUUAGUAGGGAAAAACAAAACCUUGAAGGGAGAUAGAAAUGAGUCUUUUAGUGGAAACAUUAUGGACAAAGUUCCUGCUGAUACUGCUGUAACUUUAUUAGUGAAGGAUUUGCAGUUAAGGUUUCUAGAAUCUUCUUCCAACCGUCAAGGAGUUCCCUUAGUCUGUUUUAUGGGCAAUGACCUGUUUAUCAAAGUGGGACAUAGAACUUUCGGUGGUGCAAUGGCAAUUUCAUCCAAUAUACUUUGGGAGAGAGUCGAGGUGGAAUGCACAGACACCGUGAACAACAUCCGAAAUUCGGAGGGGUCAAACUCAACAAUUCCCAACAGUAAAGAAUGUGGUCAGUUACGAGCUGUUUUUUGGGUUCAAAAUAGUAAAAUUUAUCAGUCAAACCGCCAUUCUAUCGUGCCAUUUCUUGAUAUUUCCAUGGUCCACGUCAUCCCAUAUAGUGCGCAGGAUAUUGAAUGCCACAGUUUAAACAUAUCAGCCUGUAUUGCCGGUAUCCGGCUUGGCGGUGGAAUGAAUUAUGCAGAAUCCUUGCUUCAUAGGUUUGGGAUUCUUGGGCCUGAUGGUGGGCCAGGGGAGGGUCUUACCAGAGGAUUAGAGCGUUUAUCUGAUGGACCUUUGUCAAAGCUCUUCAAAGCAUCACCGCUUGUUAUGGAUGGACUUAAAGAGAAUGGGAAUAUGGAAGAUGGAAAGGAGAAAGAGCUAUUGCAUUUGGGUGCACCUGAUGAUGUGGAUGUAUCAGUUGAAUUGAAAGAUUGGUUAUUUGCACUUGAAGGCGCACAAGAGAUGGAAGAUAGAUUCUCUGAAGAUUAUCAAAGAGAAGAGAGGAGCUGGCAUACUACGUUUAGGAGUGUGCAUAUCAAAGCGAAAAGCAGCCCCAAGCAUGCGGCCGGACGAUGGUCGGAGAAGACGAUGGCUGCAGGAAAAGUCACCGAAAUCGCUGCUCAGGAUGAGGUCGCCGAGUUUGUUGCUGCUCGUCUCUGCCAAGAAGAGAGAGAGACGACGGAAAUUUUUGAGGAAGGAGAUGAGGGGCGAUUUGCUGGAGAUGUUGGCAUGGAAGGUUUGCAGAUAUUAAAGCCCAGGCCUCAUCAGGAAUUGUCAAACGGCAUGUCUAAUGAAGGGAUCCUGCAGAAUGGUUUGCCCAGAAGUGGAAAGCAAAUUGUCGAGAGACAUGGUGGGGUCAAUGUAGAAGUUGAUAUCGUGACUUCUGAAGAAGAAGAUGAUGGUGCAACAGUGAAGCUGGUGGUGGAAAAUUUGAGGUUCUCAGUGGAUGAGCCGAUCGAGGCUGUAGUGAAGAAGGAUGAGCUGCAACAUCUAGCUAUGCUGUGUAAGUCGGAGGUUGACUCUGUGGGUAGAAUUGCUGCUGGGGUUUUGCGAAUUCUCAAAUUAGAAGGAUCUGUUGGGACAGCAGCCAUCAGUCAACUAAGUAACUUGGGAAGUGAAAGUUUUGACAAGAUGUUUACACCCGAUAAGCUAAGCAGGGUCAGCAGUCCAUCCCCUUUUGCGGCCGAUCAAAGUGCUGAUGUCACUGAGUCAACAGUGGCUUCUAUUGAAGAGGCAAUUCUUGAUUCACAGACAAAGUGUGCUGCACUAGCCCUUGAAUUGAGUCGCUCGGAUACCUCUCCUCCCGAAUGCCUUGAUAACGUCAGACAGCUAAACGAGAAACUCGAAAAUGUGCAGAAAUUACUCAACCAAUUAAGAACUCAAUUUUGAAGUCUGUUUCUUGUUGUGUUUGUUAGAAGAUUGGCCGAAGCAUUCCAAAUCUAUUGUUUGCCCCUUAUAGUUUUGGCAUUUUUUUUUGUUGUAGAUAGUGCACAUACAAAUAUAGUAUCUUAGUGCACAUACAAAUAUAGUAUACCAACCGUUUGUGAUGUAAAAUAUUCAAGAAAUCAUAGAAUAGUUUUAUGAUGAAAUUUUGAAAUUUAUUAAAUAUCCAUUAUAUCUCGAGUGAGUUAUCGAAAACACUCACUCUUAGACAUGGGUUGAUAUAUAGUUUGUGCUACUUAUAUUUUUGUUGGCUAAAUAACUUUUUGCAGUUGAUGGAAUU
Messenger RNA from Striga asiatica, 4191 nucleotides. Lineage: Eukaryota; Viridiplantae; Streptophyta; Magnoliopsida; Lamiales; Orobanchaceae. The record is from the annotation of a GenBank genome assembly.